CAACUCCACCUCUAUAUAAUCGAUCUCAUCUGUUCCGAUGUUUUGCUCAUAUCAUACACUUAUAACUUGCCCAUCUCAUUGCUGGAUGUAUUCUCUUAUUUGUAAGCCUAUAGUGAAGCUACAUAAAAAAAAGACGUGGAUUGGCUCUUGUGAAUGGACUCCUGUCCGGCGGCACAAUGCUUCCCAUCUCCGAGGGCAGCCAUUGAAACAACACGGUAGUCUACGAGUCGUCGAGCUUUACAGGAGAAGAUCAAGGAUAUCAAGAAGAGAAGCAAUGAAGCCGAAAAUGGCGAAAGGUAAGAAGAAGACAGAAAGUUUGGAGAUGAAGAACCUCAAGCUUCUAAUAAAGAAUCACAGCAUCAUCCAGAAGAACGAGAAGUUGAGGGAGAAGGCUCUUCUUCUCCACCAAGAGAACGCAGCUCUACUCCUUCUGCUUAAGAACAAGUUUUCCUGUGGAGCGAAAGACGAAAUAGUUGAUCACUAGGAACAUCCUUUCACUUGAUCGGUGAUUCCAUCGAUAUAGCCAGUGUUAUUCGUUUAGUACAAUUUAAAAUAAAUCGGAAACAAUCUGUGCUAUCACCUAACAGAGUAGAAUAUUCUGUCAAUUAAUGUCGAUUGUGCGACUAAUUUUUGGAUAAGUAAAGCAACCGAUAUGUUUCUUUCUCUCA
This is a messenger RNA of Punica granatum (pomegranate), 668 nucleotides long. Lineage: Eukaryota; Viridiplantae; Streptophyta; Magnoliopsida; Myrtales; Lythraceae. The record is from RefSeq and is a predicted model, not a curated record.